Molecule: messenger RNA, 869 nt
Organism: Neoarius graeffei (lesser salmon catfish)
Lineage: Eukaryota; Metazoa; Chordata; Actinopteri; Siluriformes; Ariidae
Exons: 3
Coding region: 135-869 (244 amino acids)
Source: RefSeq, a predicted model, not a curated record
ACAUGAUUUACUACUACCCCAUACAGGUUCAGCUAUUUUAAGAGUAAGGGUAGACAAGUAAUCAGUAGAAAUUACAUUAAAUUAAAUUACAUGGCGUAAUACAUUUAUUGUAGUAUAGUAUAGUUGUUUUGAAGAUGACUACAGCUAACAGCCUAUGUUCACUUUCUUUCAGAAAAUGCAUGCGUAUCCAGUUUUCCGUCGGCAGUCAGCCACAUCAGCCCGGCUCCUCAUGGCACCCACAAGGAGACACGGGCUGUUUGUUGUUGGAGUUUGGAGACUUUGAGGGCCGCUCUCUGAAAGAGGUGCACGAGGACCAGAGCCACGGGGCCCAGAAACUCGUCAGGUACGUGCUACAGUCAAAUGCAUGGCCCAACACCAACAUGGCCCUUUUCAAGGCAUAUAUUUUGAAAAGACGGUCAGCUGAGGGUACCAGUACCAGGGAGCAUCAGCCAUCUCCAGCCUCCAGUGCCAGCGCCUCUUCUCCUGCCCCGUCACCUACCACCAUCCAAACGGGUCCACGGACGCCUGCCUCUGUAAAAGCUCUGCUGGCACGUGGCAAACACUUGCCUCCCUCACAGCUGGCCAAAAAACUUGUGUCACCUGUGAAACCCUCUCCAGCACCGCAAUUGUCUGGCUCCAGCACUGCACAUCGGCACCCGGAACCCAUUCCCCAACAGUUGCGCUUCCUCUGUGGCCUACCUAACAAUUUUACUAUUUGUGCUCCAGGCCCUUCUGAGGCCGACGAUGAGGAACUUGUGCGUGCCACACAAGAGUGUGAGACACAGCUGCAAACAGCAGCCACCAUGCCUCCUCUAGCAGCCACCAUGCCUCCUCCAACAGCCGUCAUGCCUCCUCCAAGGGCACCCUGA